Molecule: messenger RNA, 677 nt
Organism: Globicephala melas (long-finned pilot whale)
Lineage: Eukaryota; Metazoa; Chordata; Mammalia; Artiodactyla; Delphinidae
Product: lithostathine-like
Biological process (GO): response to peptide hormone; venom-mediated disruption of cell wall in another organism; antimicrobial humoral immune response mediated by antimicrobial peptide
Molecular function (GO): signaling receptor activity; oligosaccharide binding; peptidoglycan binding
Source: RefSeq, a predicted model, not a curated record
GCUUAUUUGGAGCCUGAUGGUGUGGGGAGCCGUCAGCCUGAAGCUGGCAAGAGUUAGCUACCAGCUGUUUUCACUUCACACCAAGAUUCGGAGAGUGGCUAGGAUCUACUGAAAAGAUUUCACACUUCCCUUUCUUGACAAAAUGAUGUCUUCCAUGGGCGCCCCCAGCCUGUCCUGGAUGCUGCUCUCCUGCCUGAUGCUCCUGUCUCAAGUCCAAGGGGAAGAUUCCCAGAAGAAACUGCCCUCUGCACGGAUCAGCUGUCCGAGAGGCUCCAUGGCCUAUGCGUCCUACUGCUAUGCCUUGUUUACAACACCUAAAACCUGGAUGAAUGCAAACAUGGCUUGCCAGAAGAGAUCCUCAGGAGAACUUGUGUCUGUGCUCAGUGGGGCUGAGGGAUCCUUCGUGGCCGCCCUGGUCAAGAACAACUUGAAAACUGUCUCAGACGUCUGGAUUGGGCUCCAUGACCCCACAGAGGGCUCUGAGCCCAAUGGCAGUGGAUGGGAGUGGAGUAGCACUGAUGUGCUCAAUUACGUUGCCUGGGAGACAGAUCCCUCCACCAGCUCAUCCCCUGGCUAUUGUGGGAGCCUGUCCAGAAGCUCAGACUUUCUGAAGUGGAGAGAUUAUAACUGUUCUGUGAACUUACCCUAUGUCUGCAAGUUCAAGGGCUAAGUCAGAU